AUGUCAGAGUCAAUCUACUCACCGGCCAAUCUUUCCAUUGCCGGCAUUGCUCAAGAUGACCGGUAUGCGCAGCCGAACACCGACAUCACAAGUGUUGCCGCCGUCACGGGCAGCUCCGCUGCUGGCCGUACCGCCGCGAGUACCGCCUCGAAACGACAGCCGCAGAUCCUGCGUCGCGUGGAUGAGCUCACGGACGAGCCCUUCGCCCAAGGCCGCUCCGUCGUGGGAACCUCGAAAAACUAUCUCGUGACGUCAUUGCUCUCCGACUGUUUUGGGAUCGGGGUUCGGGGUAAGUACCCAGACCGCAGCUCGGCCGCCAAAUCGGACAAGCCCGUGUUGUUCGGGGCGCAUAUAUACAGGCCCAAGCGGCGGCGAGAGAUGAACACGUUCACCGAUUUGCUCUCGGCGGCGGUCAAGGACGGGUUUGUAGCAGAGGAAGUCAUAGCUGUCAUGGCCAACCCCGAGAGCAUGAGAGAGAUCUCAGUGCAUCAUUACGAGGACCAGAAGGAAUUCAACAGCUUCGUCCUCGAAGAGCUGAAAAAGGCGCUUGGAAGGAGCUACGCGGGCCCAAUUGAGGAAGAGACGCACCGUUGGCAAACAAGCUGGAGCUUAUCUAUUUACCCGGAUAAAAUCCUUGCUGAGGCAGGUGAUAUCGGUGUUGCAUACGAGAGUGAUGGGACGGACGAGGGAUGGGAGUCUGAUGAGUCCGACUAG
Messenger RNA from Anthostomella pinea, 714 nucleotides. NCBI's taxonomy places the organism in Eukaryota, Fungi, Ascomycota, Sordariomycetes, Xylariales, Xylariaceae. The record is from the annotation of a GenBank genome assembly.